This is a messenger RNA of Zonotrichia leucophrys gambelii, 2903 nucleotides long. RefSeq names its product iodotyrosine deiodinase (gene IYD). The transcript has 5 exons. The coding region runs from base 135 to 836 and encodes 233 amino acids. Gene Ontology annotation, molecular function: oxidoreductase activity. Gene Ontology annotation, cellular component: plasma membrane. The record is from RefSeq and is a predicted model, not a curated record. Lineage: Eukaryota; Metazoa; Chordata; Aves; Passeriformes; Passerellidae.
AGCAAGAUAGGGUAGAGGACUGAACCUUGAGUCCACCCCUUUUUGCUUACUGCUUUGCUGCUCUUCCCUCUUCAGCCUCUCCUUUUCAUGAGAAACUACUGAACUUGGAAGAAAGGCUCUGCAUUUCCAUAGUCAUGGCACUCUUUUCUUCCCUCACACCAGUAUUUAUAGCCAUUAUAUGUGUUUUGAUUGGGGUAAUAAUGAAGAAAAGUGGAGAGAAGGAAAAACGUGACACUAAAAGCAAGCAUCCAUCUCGCCCGUGGGUGGAUGAAGAUUUAAAAGAUGGCACUGACCAUCCCUUAGAAGAAGAAGAGGGUGAGGAAGAGUGGCAAGGACUUGAAGAAAAUGUUGCUCAUGUCCCCUUCACUGGCGAGCGCUACUCUGAGGCUGAAAUGAUCGAGAGGUCACAGACAUUCUAUGAGCUUCUAAACAAGAGACGGUCUGUCAGGUUUCUCAGUGAUGAGCCAGUCCCCAGGGAGGUCAUUGAUAAUGUCAUCAGAACAGCAGGUACUUCACCUAGUGGAGCACACACUGAGCCCUGGACCUUUGUGGUAGUGCAAGAUCCAUAUUUAAAACAUAAGAUUCGUGAAAUUGUAGAAGAAGAAGAGGAAAUAAACUACAAAAAAAGGAUGGGAGACAGAUGGGUAAAUGACCUGAAAAGAUUGAGAACGAAUUGGAUCAAAGAGUACUUGGACACUGCUCCGUAUCUGAUCCUCAUUUUCAAGCAGGUGUAUGGGCGGCUUCCAAAUGGCAAAAAGAAGACCCACUACUACAAUGAAAUCAGUGUUUCCAUUGCAUGUGGUAUCCUGCUUGCUGCACUGCAGGUCUGCAUCUGAGAAGGUGAUUCCUACCCUCAGUACUGGUUAACAGGAAGAAAAAUAUAAUGUAGCUUCCAGAGUGGUCACUCUUUUCUUGGCACAGGCUUCAGCCCCUGUGGUUUCUGCCUUAUGCUAACAGGGCUGACAGGCUCCUCAGACUACUCAAGCACGACUGUGUGGUGCCACACUGGCCCCUUCUUUUCAGUAAUCCCUAUAAAACAGCUUGACACCAAACCACUUUUAGUAUACAAUGCUAAAAAAAAAUCAGGGACAUAUUCCACAGAACGCUGUACUAUUUCAAUCAGUCUUUUUGAGGCAUUUCUGAAAGUGCACUGAUCUCUAAAGCUCAGCAUGUUUGACACCAGCCAGUUAGAUUUUCUCAGCAGUUUCUCAGAGCUCAGUUCUGCUUCUUGUGCCUGAUGUACUCACACAAGUGUUAAAUAGAGAAGCUAUUCUGAUAGUUAACCUGGCCUGUCAGCAAGCUAACAGCAAGGUGCCUCCUCUUAUAUUAGGCCAACUUCCUACCAGGCACUGCCAUUUAUCCUCCAUUCUGUUUUGAAUGAGACUUUCUUUCAUGCAUUGCUCCUCCUCAGGCACCACUCAGCACCAUCACUGUUAGCUCUUCUCCUCUUGAGAAGAUCGUAGAGAUUACUAAACAUGACAGGUGCAUUUCCUGGGCACCUCUCCCUAGCUGACUUGCGUCUCAAAGCCUCCCAAAAUGCUUGCAUUGGGUACACAGAGACUGAAAUCCACAAGUGCAGCUCUCAGGAAGUGACUCAGCUGUGUGAUCACACCUUGGAUGAUGUCAGCUCUUUAUUGUUUGCCCAGAUUUUUUAGAGUUUUUGUGAUGUUUUGAAUGGAAGGAAGAGUGAUACAUAGACUUAUUUUGGGAUUCUGAUGUAAUCCAUAACAAUGGCCAGUGUGAGAGACGCCAACAGACUCCUGUGACAGCUUCUGAGGCAGAGCCUGUGUCCCCUCUCCCUGCGAGGUGUAGAUCUUGAGGAGGAGCUUGUGUGUUCACAAGGCUGUAAGGCAGCUUCCUGCCAGCUGGAUGGAGGCAAGAACCGAAAUAGUUCUCUGUAUGAGCCAGAUCGUAGAAUCACGAAUAGUUUGGUUUGGAAUGGCUGUUUCAAGACCAUCUAGUCCAAUCACCAGCACCAUGGGAUGACUUUCCAAUCGUAUCCCCACAACUGCCUCUCAACUUCCCUGUGGCCAUGUGUUCCCCAUCACACUGGCACAGCAGGCAGGCUCUGGCUCCACAGCACACAGACAUGGCACGCAGACUGUGCUGCUGCUGCUGUGGUGGUGGAGAAAUGCUCCACUUCUCUGUAAGCAGAGCAAGCAUCUUUCAUGGUGCCCCUGAGGCUGUUAGUAAAUCAGGUGCUCUAAAGGCUGCAGCAGGUCUGACAAAGCAGCAUUUCUGGGCCAGCUGACAGAAGGAUAUGUACAGGUGUGGUGGGAACAGCCACUACCACAAAAAGAGCACAGACCUCUGUCUCUGUUGCUGUGUGUCUUGCUGCAGAACGCGGGUCUGUACACAGUGACCUCCACCCCACUGAACUGCGGCCCCCAGCUGCGGGUGCUGCUCCAGCGGCCAGCGAACGAGAAGCUCCUGCUGCUGCUCCCCGUUGGCUAUCCCAGGAAAGAUGCCACCGUGCCUGCGCUGACACGGAAGCGGCUGGAAGACAUCAUGGUGGUGAUGUGAGCCCAGAGCCAGGGGAAGGAGAGCAACCCUGCUGACAGCUGAAGUUGUCACUGCAGUUUCUGUGCAUCAUCCCCCUAUGUUGCUGUUGCUCUUGCUGUUUGCACCUCUAUUUCUCUUUGUGCUCAUAAUCCUCUAACAGCAGUGAGCAGUCAAGCACUGUGCCUUGGACAGCUGCUGUUACUUGUCUGACCGGGGUGUUGUUGCAGGGAAUAUGUACAAUGGCAUUUAAACGAUCUCAGCACUUGAUUUUUCUCAUGCAUUUUGGGGACGAAUCUCCUCUUGACCUGGAAUAUAUAGUUUCUUUAUACUUCUGUGAUUGCCAUAACACAGUUAUUUUAAGAAUUUUAAUGAAGGUUGUAUUAAAAGACACAAAGAGAUCA